Cyprinodon tularosa is the source of this 2664-nucleotide messenger RNA. RefSeq lists its product as uncharacterized. NCBI's taxonomy places the organism in Eukaryota, Metazoa, Chordata, Actinopteri, Cyprinodontiformes, Cyprinodontidae. Bases 569 to 1177 code for a protein of 202 amino acids. The record is from RefSeq and is a predicted model, not a curated record. The transcript has 13 exons.
AGGUCUCCUCCCUCCGGCUCAGAGGUUCCUCAGGCUCCUCUGAACCUUCAGCAGAAGGAGGUGGGAGGCUGAGAGGAGUGAGGAGGUAGAGGAGGACUCUGCUUCCUCUCCUCGCUGUGGUUUCCUGUUUGCAGGUGGGAGGAUGUUCAGACGGUUGCAGCAGCGUUCUCACAGAGCUGCAGCUUCUCACCAACCGGCGCCGCUCUGAGGUGUCAUAGUCGCUCCUCCUGAUUGGUCGGAGGUGUUUGUGUGAAGCAGGCGGCGGCGCUCUGAGGACAGCGUCUCCAGUUUCCACCAACAGCUUGCAGAUGAGGUGCAGCAGGAGGAAGGUUUGAUCGUCCCACACGGUGUUGGUGAGUCAGAGCUUCAGGAGGUCCAUCUGCAGACACCAGCAAGGUGCCAUCGAGUCGAGAUGAUUACCCGCUUCAUCUGACUGAAGAGCGAUCAGAAGGAGCAGACAUGUUGAAGAUGGCUGCUUGGUUCCAGUAGGUGUUGGUUUGGACCAGACAGUGAGGAGAACAUCUACAGGCCUAGAUCUACGCUCCGCUUCCACUGCCGCAGAUGAAGGAUGGACGCCUCCUGGCUCACUCUGCUCAUAAUGGCUGCCGUCUUCAUCGCCACCGUCCUCCUGGCCGUCGUCUGUCUGGACUGCGGCAACAAAAGUCCUGCCUCCAUCUCUCAGACGGACCCUACAGAGGAAUACGUCCCCUCUGGAUUCAGAGUCAUCCAUCCAGCCCAGUCCGUCACCAACCAUGUCCCCAUCCAUUCUCCCAGCAGCCUGAUGCCGCACCCAAAUGCUGCUGACCGUGGUUCUGAGCGGAGACUCCGGCCCUACACACCGACAGAGACUGAGAGUAAUCCGAGUUACGAGAACGGACCUGAUUGCCAGGACAGCGACGCUGAAGACAACGGAUACAUAAAGGUUCUUCCUGAAACGGAUCAGAGUCGGGCCUCCACUCCCAGCUCAGAUAAUCAUAACUACGUGAACGUUGAAGAAGCAAUAAUCAAACCAGAACCAGAACCAGAGUCGGACCCAGAAUCUGAGCCCAACUACCUGAACCUGAACGAGAUGGACCAGCCCAGUGAGUUCAGAACCUUUCUUUUCAUCUGUCUGGGUUCCUUAAAUACCAAACGUGUUUCCUGCAGGUGCCACGGCAGACAUAUUGGGUCACAGUGAGCCGGAGGAGGAGGACGACGACGAUGAUGACGACGAUGAUGAUAACUAUGUGAAUCAGCCGCCUAUGAUCCACUGUUAGCCCGGCAGCGCCUGGUGGGGGGAACCGACCCGACUUCCUCAUCUUCACCAGAACCCUGACCCUGCCAGAGGCCAACGCGUUUCGGUUUAGCUUCGCUCUUAUCCAUAAGCUGCAGGGUCGGGACCGGCCCGGUUCCAACCCUGCAGCCGGCCGAAAGGAUUCCUACUUCCAGCAGAUUUAGGUCUGAACUGGUCUUUAGACUGAACCGGCUGGUCUUGAUUCUGGGUCCAGAACCAACUGAUCACGGAUCUAAAGGAUGAUGGUGAAGAGGCCUUCUAGGCUCCUCCAUGAGAAGACUGUCUGUUAGCAUCAGCGCUAGGACCCGCUCAGCGCUUUUUAUCCAGAUGGAAUUUAAACAGAGACUCUUCUUCUGCUGAAGUCUUUUCCAGUCAGCGUUCAAACCUAAAUCUGCUGGGUGUGAAUAGAUUCAGGCCCAGCUGUGUCCCAAUAAACCAGAAGUAGAACAUUGAUAGACGGUCGUCCAUCAUGUCUCCAUACCAGCCGCCUGCUUCUGACAUAAACUAGUUUUAUUUUAACAGACCAAAACCAGAACCUCUGAAGGAGAUCAACCGGGAUCUGAACCAGCAGCUCCUGCUUAGUUAAACAGCCAGAGAUGGUUCAUCAUCUGCUCACCUGUGAUUGGCCGUCCGUCACUUCCUGCUUUAACGGACUGGCUUUGGUUAAACCUCUGAGCAGGAAGUAGUAUGAAUGAAACCUGACCUGGAUCAACAAACGCUGGAGAGUCGGAUCCAUCGAUCCGGGGAUCCAUGGAUCCGGGGAUCCAUCGAUCUGGUGAUCCAGGGAUCCAUUGAUCCGGGGAUCCAUUGAUCCAGGGAUCCAUCGAUCCGGGGAUCCAUUGCCUGCAGAGCAUCUCACCUGGUUCUGAGUGGACGGAUCCACUAAACCAACCAAACGAUCCUGGUUUCCUGGUUUCCCUGAUGCAGCAAACAUUCAGCAGGAUGAAUCCACAUCCUAAAGGUCCUGAGAUCUCCUUCAUGUUUUGAUCCCACCUAACAGGAGCUUUGGUGAUUGGAGUCCCUAAGACUCCACAGAUGACCGAUCACAUGACCGAUCACAUGACCUUUAGAGAUUAAAGGGAUGAACUGAAUGGUGGGUCAGACAUGUUGAUAACUGAUUCCUUUAAAUGAGACCCUGUUAAAUCAGCAUCUCUGAGAGACGUGUUGAGGUUGGGAACACUAAUAUCGGAACAGAAUCCAGAUUAAUCCAGAUUAGCACAGAGGCCAGGAGACUUACUGCUAUCGGGCAUUUAUUUCAUUCAUUCAUGGUAACCUGCCAAUGUUCCUGGGGCCCCGCGGCGCCAGCUUGUUUCAGCUUUACUUUCACUGACGACUCCUGAGAAUGUCUUCAUUUACCUGCUGAUUUCAAUUAAAGAGAAAAAUGCAACAAA